AUGAUGUUACAAGUAAACCUCCUCGAGGCUUUUAAACAAAACAUAAUUUUGCUUAAGUCUAUGGGACUGUGGUGCUACAAGAAUGAACGUUUCUAUAAGUUCUUUAAGUACUAUGUGCAAAGUUCGUUAGUCUUCGACAGCAGUUCUCUAAUAAUUUACGUCGCACUCAACAUUGGAAUCAAAAACGUGACUGACACAAUUUACAGCUUACCUGGUUCUUUAGAAGUUGUACUACAAUCAGUACUUUUUCGUAAAAACUUUCAUUUGAUCAAGAAGAGUUUGGACAAUUUGAAUCAACCACAGUUUCAGCCGAAGAAUGAAGCCCAAGUGAAAAUACUCAAAGAUUCAAUCAUUCUUUCAAGGAAAGUCUUUUAUUCAUUCUUUGGCUUAGUCUUCGUUAUGAUAACAAUGUGGAUGGUACUGCCGCUGACGAAAAAAGGAAAAUUUCUACCCACGAAGUACUGGAUUCCUUUUGAUUAUCGUUUGCCCGUGGUGUAUGAAUUACUUUACGUGUUCGAAUGUUGCUGUAUUAUUUUUCAUGCUUUCUCGAAUGUUGCUCUGGAUACAUUCUUUUCGAUUGCGAUGGUACAAAUCGGUGCUCAGUGUGACGUUCUUUGUGACAGCAUUAGAAAUGUCCGCGAAUUGGCUAAAAUAAAUACCGAUGGAGAACUAAAACAAGAAGAAUAUAACCGAAUGGAAAAAGUGUUAAUAGGUUGCGUUCAUCACUACAACUCAAUAUCAGAGUAA
Messenger RNA from Zophobas morio, 747 nucleotides. RefSeq names its product odorant receptor Or1-like. Bases 1 to 747 code for a protein of 248 amino acids. Gene Ontology annotation, cellular component: plasma membrane. NCBI's taxonomy places the organism in Eukaryota, Metazoa, Arthropoda, Insecta, Coleoptera, Tenebrionidae. The transcript has a single exon. Gene Ontology annotation, biological process: sensory perception of smell; detection of chemical stimulus involved in sensory perception of smell. The record is from RefSeq and is a predicted model, not a curated record. Gene Ontology annotation, molecular function: odorant binding; olfactory receptor activity.